AUGGCCAAUAUUAUUAGUCUCAAUUGCCUUGUGAUUCAUACCGCCAUUCCUGAAAGUAUUUCUGUAGAUAAUAAUAUUGUGCUUGAGAUUCCAACUAACAAACAAGUUGAUAUCCUAAGACCUAUGAUUAAGGAACAAUUUCCAUUUUGGUUUGAAAAUAUUAUUCCUUACGAAUUUGUUCUUCAUAAGAUUAAUGUAGAUCUAAUUAUAAACAUCCACCAGCAAAUUACAGCAUAUCAAGAUGGGAAUGGAGAUGUUG
Entrophospora candida is the source of this 259-nucleotide messenger RNA. The record is from the annotation of a GenBank genome assembly. NCBI's taxonomy places the organism in Eukaryota, Fungi, Glomeromycota, Glomeromycetes, Entrophosporales, Entrophosporaceae.